This is a messenger RNA of Xyrichtys novacula (pearly razorfish), 13555 nucleotides long. NCBI's taxonomy places the organism in Eukaryota, Metazoa, Chordata, Actinopteri, Labriformes, Labridae. The record is from the annotation of a GenBank genome assembly.
GAGAAAGAGACAUGCAGGCGUCUGGACAUCCGUUUCAAAGCAAGGCGACGAAAAAUAGACAAAAGGCUACCUACUCCUGAUGUUCCUGUCAAAUUUUUUCCUUGCUAUGAUGCUAUAACCUGUAUUGGAGCUAAGAUCCUCUGACUUUGUAUCAGCCCUCCCAUCAUCCUUGACAGAGAAAUUUGCCCCCCUUGAUGCAGCUCGUGCUCACUCUUAAAACUGAAGACACUCCCACCAGAACGUGUUCCUCUCAGGCUGAGGUGCGCACCAUAGCUGCUGUUCACAACCCCAGCUUUACUGAAAGGCAACACCUCGGUGGAUCUGCCAAGGACGCAGCCUUUGAAUCUAUCUGAAACAGCUUUUGUUAAUGAGGCCACUGAAAACCUCUCUCACCCUCGUCUCUCUCUCUCUCCAUGGAUGAAUAAAAAGUUGACUCCUGUGCGUAAAGGAGCCAGACCGAAUCAUGCAUUGCGCAGAAUCUCUGCUCACUUACAAUUAAUUUACCGGAGCGAGGAUCAUCUUCAUCUCAUAGGAUGCGCGUCGCGCACUGAUUGUCAUUGAAUGGUUUUAAGAAACGGGUGCCAAACUUGCGUAAAGAGGCGGAUUGUGCACAAAAAGGCUUCUAUGUGAUUUACAUUAUGUCAGCCAUACGGAGGAAAUUUGGAGAGGACUACCAGGUGGUGAAUACCAACCGGAGUAUUACUUUUUCUGCUCCGGUGAAGAGGAAGAGGCAGCGGUUUGUGGAGAAGAACGGCCGCUGCAACGUCCAGCACGGUAACCUUGGCGGGGAGACCAGCCGAUACAUCUCCGAUCUCUUCACCACAUUGGUGGAUCUCAAGUGGCGCUGGAACCUUCUUAUCUUCAUUCUCACUUACACAGUCGCGUGGCUGGUGAUGGCUUCCAUGUGGUGGGUGAUCGCCUACAUUCGAGGGGACCUGAGCCACGGCGGCCACGACUCAUCCUACACUCCGUGCGUCGCCAACGUUUACAACUUUCCCUCAGCGUUCCUGUUCUUCAUCGAGACGGAGGCGACAAUCGGCUACGGCUACCGCUACAUAACUGAGAAAUGCCCCGAGGGUAUCAUCCUCUUCCUCUUUCAGUCCCUGUUGGGCUCCAUCGUAGACGCCUUCCUCAUCGGCUGCAUGUUCAUCAAGAUGUCGCAGCCGAAGAAGCGCGCGGAGACGCUGAUGUUCAGCCAGGACGCGGUGAUCUCGCAGCGGGACGGGAAGUUGUGCCUCAUGUUCCGCGUGGGGAACCUGCGGAACAGCCAUAUGGUGUCCGCUCAGAUCAGGUGCAAACUCAUCAAGGUAGGCAACAAAAAUCACAAAAAUGCACCCCUCAAGUAGGCACUCUUACCUCUUUUUUUCAUCUGGAGUCUGGAAACGCUACGAUCAAGGCUGAGGCUAAUUGUCAGUCACUUAAUUUGUUCUGAAAUAGCUCAUUAUGUUUUAUGAGUGCUUUCCAAGUCAUGCAUUGAAUUUCUAUUCAUCUCCAGAAUUGAUUGCACUCCCUGGGGGUCUCUGGGAUUUGCAGAGUCCAUAGUUUAAGCUGAAGAUGUAUUAUAAUGAGUGACCAUUUUUAAUUCCCCCCUGCAGCAACUUCUUUAUAACAGGACUGGUCCUCAACACCUUUUUCAUUUUGUCUAUCCUCCCUCCUCUUCCCUGGUCUGCAGUGUGUGUGUGUGUGUGUGUGUGUGUGUGUGUGUGUGUGUGUGUGUACAGUCAGGGUCCUCACAAACUGUCCCCCCAAACUGUCCCCCCAGUCAGCAGAAUGGAUGUCAGUGGGCUGUAUAUCUAAGUUCAGCCUGUGCUUCAGCUGUCUACAGAAGAGACGAAUGGGCCCCUAGGGGACAGUUGGUGGGGAAAGUAGGCUUAUUGACUAAAGGAUCAAUGGAACCCAUUCCUACACUUUAAGAGAGACACUUGAGUAAAGACUAUUUUUGAGGUCUCAUUCAGCUUGAGAUAAAACACCACUAAGAAAGCAGAAACAAUACACACAAUUGUUUUAUUAAUUAACAAUCCUUUUUUAUGUAUAAUGUGAAAAUACAUUAUAUACAGAAGCCUUGAGUGAACACGCAUCCUUGUACUUUAUUUACACUGUUCUUCUGUAAUCAGGAGUUUCAUUCAGUUACUUUUUUUUAAAAUCUAAACAUCACGCCAGGUGUCAGAUCAUCACUCCUAUCUCCAGAAGUUGCAAAACUACACAACAAACAUGGAGAGAGGCCUAAUUUACCUCAUCUGUGUGGGCAAUGGCAGCAGGACAUGAUUUGGUCUGGCUUGUAACUGUCAGCAGCCUGUUGUUUUGUUUUCUUGAUUGCCAGAAAACUAUCAAAUUAUCACAUGAUCAGAAAACAAGCCUCGUUGGCCGGAGAUAAUGAGAUAAAUUAUUUUGUUGUUCCUGUAAAAUCAGCUUUGUUAUCCCAAAAUAACAAGAAAAAGGAAAAUAACUAAGGGGAAAUCUCCAGUGUUGCAUAGGCAUGUCCGGAGACGUAUCUAGGGGUGGCACAGUCCCCCUUUUAGAUCCAACUGACCAGCCUAAAAUCCUAAGCUAUAAUCAUCUUUCUGCCUUGUCAGAGUCAGGAACUGUGUUAAAUUGAACUAUUUUGGCUGUGCUUUAACAGUUUUAACAGGUAAUGGUAAUAGUUUUCUCUGUACUUAAAUGUUCUUAGUUUGUUUGCAGUUACUUUGGUCAAACACACUCUUUUUAAAAUGCUUUUAAGAUUUGAGCAAAGAUGAUUUUCUGUAUGUGUUGCAGAUCUGGGUUUUGGAAUUAAAAAAAUAUACAAAGUAAUAUAAAAACCUGUUCAGCGGCAGCUGUUGCUCAACUGGCAGAGCCAGCCGUCUCCAUAUCAAAGGGUUGGGGGUUCAAUCCCAUAUUGCAAAGUGUCCUUGGGCAAGACACUUGACCCCACUCACUCCUGCUGGCUGCUCCCAGUGGUGUGUAAAUGGAAUUAGUCAAAAACUGAUGGACUCGUCAGUGUUUGAAGGACACUGCAAGAAGUUAUGAUGGACAGCAGCUUUGGUUUGAGUAUAAUCUCUCAAUUUUGAACCAUAACAGAAAUGACCAUAAAUUGAAAACGCUUCAAUUAAAGUCCUAUUUCAGGACAGCUGUGUGUCUGCAUCUCCUUACAGAGAUAGCCCUAGAUUAUAGAUGAUAUAUGUAUGAUUUUAUAACAGCAGGGAGAGUGUUGUGGUUUUGUCAUCUCUGUGGAGUACUGUGGUGAUCUCUAGUGACUGUUUACAUAGUGAACCUCUAGGGUUAAAUCAGCAAGAAGCUCCCAGUUAUAUUGCAUUACUGUAGUUAGUGCUUUAUGUUGCAGUGAAAGCCCUAGGUGUUAUAAUCUCCUCGGUCUGUUUAAUCUUUCUUUUUAUUACAGUGAAAAGAAACAGUUCUCAUCAGAGGAAUAAAAGUCACCUAGUUUAACACUUUAAAACCCUCGAUUAAAUAACUUAUCUUUGCUAAUGUUUCAGCUGUCUAUAGACAGAGUUUUAUCCCAUUUCUACUAUCACUGUUUAAUUAACAGCCUGGAAAAGCAAAGAAAAUAUGGUGUGGUAAUCACACUGACUCAACCCAGCAUUAGAGCCCCACACAUGCUGUAUCAUCAUUUUUCCUCCCUCUACAGAGACCUACAGGACAUGGGGAUUAUUUAAUAUUCUGACAAAGAUGCCUAUAUUCACCUGAGGGAUAUACUGUCAUGUUUGACCUUGGUUUAAUUCGUCUGCGCAGGGAGAGUGCUGAUAGUACUGAUAAAUAAAAGGCUGUAACUUUUUACUUUACAAGGAGCCACUGCAGACUUAUUAUUCCAGAUUAAUUAUGUAGAGGAUUUAGAUAAUGUGCUUGAUUUGAUCCCUUAAGGGCAAUAGAAGUGUUGAAAAUGUAAAGUUUGAGCAGAUCUGGUUCACAACAAUAAAAGCAGAAAAAAACCCUGCACUGACUGCUGCAGUCCUGUUGCAGAGUGGAUACAUUUUGUAAUACUUCAGCUGCACUGUACCUGCAUUACCUCCAAGGACUUUUAAAAGAACAACAACCUGCCUGAGUGUAUUAUGACAAAAGGUAAAUAAACCUCAGUGGGAAUGUUUGAAGUGUUCUCACACAUCUGCUUUUCAUAGUAUUUUAUUUAUUUAAACGGUCUUUGCUUUCCUUCAAAGAGCGAUUGAUUUGAUUUUAUUCUGAUCCUGAUCUGGGAUCUCUGCCAGCAGAUGAUGAUCUGUAAAAUGAUGAUUAAAUUGUCCGUAAAGCCACGUCCAUCAUUAAUGUGCUGUGGAAGGUCAGAGAUGCAGGAAUUUCUUAUUUGUCUGUUUGACCACCAUCAAUCCUACCUUUAGUAAGACCAAUCACCAAUCAAAGCAUGCUUUCUGCAGUUCACUUUUCCCAGUGCAGUUUCACAAGUUCUUUGGAUUUUCUAGGACUGAUACACUUCAAAAGAUCAACUGGUUUGACACAGAUCCCUUUUCUUUUCUCACAGCUUCAGAUUGAACUCAGUUUUUAACUAAAUGCCUGGUGCAGGAUUCUACUGUGAAACUCCUGCAGAACAGCUGCAAUGUUAUAAUGUCUCUGUUAAAGUAUGUUAACUGACACUAUGAUGUUUUAGAGCCCAUAAAACUACACCACUGCGCUGCCAGACUUUAUAGCGGGCCUUUGUGGAGUAAAUUGACUGUACAUCACCCUGUGGUACUAUUCUUGCACUAUGGAGACAAAGGCAUGGCUUGUGUUCAGGUAACACAUAGCUCAAGGUCACAGGGAGAAGGCCUGCCAGUAGAGCUGAGGGGAGAAAAGAGACGUGCUGCAGUAAAUCCUUAUGAUGGAGCUGUGUAAACGCACUCUGACAUGACAUCUGCAACCCAGUGUCACGGAGAGUCAUGAGUUGUAAAUUCUUAUGGGACCUGGACACUGCAAGUUUAUAAAAGGUUUGUAAGCAUGCUGUGUUGUUGCAGCAUUUGAACUCAUUUUUAUCUCCUUAUGUUUACUUUUACUCAAUGAUCCAGGGAGUGAUGCUUGAGGAUUAUUAUCUUAGGUUUUGUAUUGAUUGUAAACAAACCUGUCUUAACAUCAAGCUUUAGAAAAUAUGUGAAGAUUUUUUUGUACAAUGUAGAGCAAGUUAAAAAAAAAAAACCUGUGCCGUGCAGUAACACAAAGCUGGUUAUUAUCUUGAUAAGCUACUCUAGAAUUUCUGUGAGUAUCUUCAUGUAAGGUUACUCCAGGGUCAACUACAGACCUUUUCUGGUUGAUGUAACAACAAUGAGUGUUUUUGUUUAUAAAACUUAAGUUAUAUUCUGGGUAUCCAGCUCUGUCAGUCUGUUUGGCAUCGUGGACAGGCUUAAAACUACAGAGACCAAGGUGAAUUGUUAUGGUAACACCAGGCUAACAAUAAGGUGCAAUGUGAUACAAUAUGAUACAAUAUGAUACAAUACAAUACAGAACAAUACAACCCACUUGGAUAUGGUAUACGUUACGUUACGUUUUACGAUACGAUACGAUACGAUACGAUAACAUACUCAUUAAAAGGCCCAGGACAAUAUCAAUAAUAUGGAGAUACAGCAAUUGUACAAUGAUUUUAAGACUGUAUGACAGUCAAACUGUAUAAUCAUAUAUCAAAAUGUAUGACAAACCGAUGAAUACUAAAUGGAAAGUACAUGAUUUAUGUUAUACACCCAAAUACCAUAAAUCAUGAAGUAGUGACGCUAUGUCCAAAUUAAAAUCAGUUAAGAGUGCUGUAUUAGCUUUGAUCACAAUACUGAUAUUUGGCUCAAGCAACACAGUUACCACCACACAAGUUAAGACAACAAUUUAUGUUACAGUAAAAAGUUGUCUCUUUGUUCCUGUGAGCUUUGUUUAAAAAGAUAUAAGAUGACUCGUCAAUGUUGUAACUGUGUUGAAGAGUCAUAUCCUGAGUAUGCAGAAAGAGGGAAAUAGCUGCCAUAUAAAUAUACUAAAGCUCACACAAGUCGGCGUCCUGAAGCAUCACGAAAGCGUCUUCAACUGUCUUUCUUUCAGUCUCUCCUCACUUUAACUCUCUUUUUCUGCUCAUCCUUCAGAGUUAGUGUGUAGUCAUUUUGUCAUGCCUGUCGAUCUACUGCUGCUCCUCUCCAUCUUUUAUCUUCUGCUGUGGAUCAAUCUACUGAGACCAGCCUCUGUUGAUGUUGACAAGCACCACCCAGCUGCCACUCUUUCCCUCUGUCUUUUUGUUUUGGUCCUGUUUGCCAGUUUACAGCUUUUUCCUCUCUUGUCUUCACAUAUUGCUGGUAAACUAGAUGCAAACAUGCUCUGUUAUUUGAAAAUAACACUUUGAAAGUGCUUCAGGGGUCACUGAGUGCAUGAAUGCAUUCUUUUGUUUUAUUGAUGACACAUACAUAAAUAUUAAUAGGAUUUCAAGGACAGUUUUCAUUUAAAGGUAUUAUGCAGCAGAGUAAAAUGCUUUGAAAUAAUGAUUGAUUGGAGUAAAUUGAAAUAUAGAGGCUUCUGGCUCAGAUCCAUGACACAAGGGCACCAAAAAAAAAAAAACCUGAACUUCCCUGACAUCCAGUGUGGCUAAACCCCCAUCACCUUUUUUAAAAUGGAUUUCCCCAGCUCCUUUACUAGGGCAGGUUUUUACCUCUAGCGUCUCUGUAAACUAGAAAUUCAAACUUUCUUAAUUUUGUAUUACAUUCACAGCCAUUUUUGCAUUCAGUCCUUUUCUAAAGUUAUGUUUUGGGCUUUUUGCCUUAAUUAGAUAGGCCAGCUGAAGGGAGACAGGGAAUGUAGGUUGAUGUGUAGCAAAGAGGUUGUGGCGAGGAAUUGAACCAGUAACCAUAAGCUUCUUACAUAGGUUACUGCUGAAAACGUUGUCCUGUCAUCAUUACAGCUUCAUACUUAAAAAUUGCAUGACGGCAUUGGGACUGUGAGUGGUGCAGCAAGGGACUCCACAUACACACAGCCAAGUAUGCACAUACACACCGUGCUGUUCUACACUGGAAUGACUUCGACCCACCAUAACGCCUUACACACUGCAGAGGAGGUGUAACAGGGGCGUAAAUAUGGCAGUAUGUAAGAGCCUACAGCCUCCAUACAUGGGAUGUUUAGACUUCCAGAUGAACUAAUUAGUAAGUCUGAACAACUUGAAGCUGGAGCACAGCGGUUUUUGUUGUAAGAGGUUCUUCCCACUCUGAGAACCGCCUCAAAUUUCCCUGCGUGUGCUUCUUUGCACCCUUCUGACAUGUAUACUCACAGGCACACAGAGACCCACACACAAACUCUGUCUAAGAGGAAGAAGCAUGUCAUCAGGGAUUGAGCCUGCUUUUAUUCAACCUGACUCUCAGGUGAAUUGGUAAUUGAAGCUCACCCUCUGUAUAAGGCUCUUUUCCAAAGGCCAUUAAUUUACCCCUUGUGGCACUGUGGGAAGGAAGAGAACACAUAAGGCUUUCACCUUGUUUCACACCAUUCACUUUGAGGCAGAUUGCACCUUCCUUAGCAGGGGUAUAAUUUUUUCUGCAACAUCACAGUGUUAGUCAAAGGUGUCUAAAAAAAUGGCUGCUCUUGCCUUCAUGACUAAAAUGACUUCAAAGUGACUUCCCAGGAAAUUGGUUCACCUUUCCACUGACUUGUAUGAACAUUGCUAACAAAUGGGACAUCUGACUGCACUACCUCAAUGUCAAUUAACAUUUUUAAAGUGGUGGGUGAGAUAAAUAAAUACAUUUAUAAGCACACGGGAGUCUUUUUAAAAAUGAUUUUAUGCACUCCUGGAAGAAGCUUUUAAAAACAAGAUUAACCACAACAACACUGAUGCAGUUGCACAACUAUUACUCUUAAGCCAUUUGCCUUCCAGAUUCUGCAUUUGUAUAAAAAGAUGUAUAAUUUAUUGCUUAUUCAGAUCAGAGAUGAUGAAAGAAACAGAAGGCUGGUUUAGUUUGGCAUGAAGUAAAUCUAGCCUGAGUCUGCCUCAAGUGUCGAUCAAUUCUGUGCAUAUCAAAUGACAUACAAUGUGGAAAUAAUUCAGCUUUAAAGGUGUUAAGAUUUACAUUGUGUUACCUCUGGAUGAGCAAGGCUAGCUAUUUAUGCUCUUUCGCUGCCUUUACACAUUAAAUUCUUUUAAUUCUUUCUUUUUUCACCAGGCAUGGAUGUAUAACUCCUUGUACUUUGGCUGUUAUAAUGCCAAUCACAUGCUAUGAAGGAAAUGACAGCAUUGGCAAAGAGUGUGUGAUUGUGUGCACAGGAUUUGAGUGAGCAAUAAUGAAAAAUGUUCUUUACACUGUGCAGACUGGAUAGGUUUACAAAUGUCUUCUCUUUAUUUCCUAUUUUGCAGUCAUCCUAAAUUAUUCUGUGAAACAUUUGACCGGUUAAAAUGAUUCAACUCUGCUGGACAUGCAACAUAGGUCCCCUAUGUGAAUAAUGUGGGAGUGUCCUUCGCUCAUACAGUUUGAUGGGUGACACUUUCCCUCACUGUGGCAAGCUGGGGAUCUGUGGGCACAGACGUCUUCCUGUGAAAUGUCACACCCUUCUGUCCUCAACAUCACUGUGAAUACAAAUGACAGUCUGUUUGCCAUCUGUGGACUGGUGGCUCUUCACUCCAAGGGCCAGAGAGGCUACUCUGAAUAUAUUAGGAAAAAGUCUGGAUUUAAAUUUGGCAGGAUAGAACUUAUUUUAAUUAUUUUCCUUUUUUUGUUUGUGUUUUUCUUUUAUUUUCUCUUUAUAAUAGUGAAACUCUUAUUGGUUGUUUGGCUUUAAUCUUUUGCCUCCUGUGUAGAACAAUCACCUUUUUCUUUUUUAAAUGGUGUAACAGGCUUGCAAUUGACAGGAAAGUGGUUUUAGAAGCUCAUCGAGAGCCUCCUCUCUAAUCCCGUGUUUUAAUUUAACAGCUAAUAGAGUACUUUAUUCGACUGGGCUUGGUUUCCUCAGAGCAACCACUAGUGUCUUCUCAUAGUCUAAUGAUGCUUGUCUUGAAGGCCAGGCUAAUAUUGAGGGGUUUAAGUGCGAUACUGUAAUGCGCUGGUAAUGACAGUGAAAGAUUUCUGCAGAGCAUGUCUGUGUUGCACAUAGAUGUGGAAGAAGUGAACAUUUUUUCAAUCUGCAUUCUCUCUCCUCGGCUCUUCAUGAAGAUCCUCAGAACAGAGUUUAUAGUUUUGUCACCUCUCCUGCAUGUGGUGUACCACUAUCUAUAACCAUGUGCCAAAAAUAUGUCAAAAUGUGUCUUCUCUUUGUACCCCCAUUUUAAAGUCAUCCCAUGUCUCUGCCAAAAGCAGCAAGAACCUUUCUGGCUGCUCUCACAGGCAAAUAAAUAUUCUGUCCUAAAAAUGUCAUGAUAGAUUUUUGGGGAGAUCCAACCUCCCAUUUCCAUUUCAAGGAACCUGAAGGUCUUUUGAUCAAACUAAAAAAGCUGCGCAUCUAUACCUUCCCUAGAUUUUGUGGAGAUAAUAGCAAGAAAUCCCGAAGACAAAAAUGUGCACUUCUGUGAGAAAUUCAGGAUAUCUAGUUGGCAAGGUUUCACUUCUUCAAAUCCACAUUGACUCCCAAACCAACAUCCCAUGUAAUGUGGAACAUCAAAUCUCAAAUAAAAACUGCUUUCUCAAAGUGACUUUAUGACACCUAACCUUACACAUGCUCAGCUACGCUCCCAUCAGAGUUAUAAGAAACACAUUCAAACUCACAUAUCCGGCCACUGCAUAGAGUGCAUAAUUGUCAUAUGUCAAACGUCAUAUCUCCUCAUCAUUUGUUUUUCCAGUCUCGGCAGACCCCAGAAGGUGAGUUCCUUCCCCUGGACCAGUGUGAGCUAGAUGUGGGUUUUGGGACGGGGGCAGACCAGCUCUUCUUGGUGUCACCUCUGACCAUCUGCCAUGAGAUCAACACCAAGAGUCCGUUCUUCGAUCUGUCGCAGCGCUCGCUGAUGAACGAGCAGUUUGAGAUUGUCGUCAUCCUGGAGGGAAUCGUUGAGACUACCGGUUAGAUGAAGUUUUUAUAUUAAAUAAUAACUCUGUCUGCACUUUCAUUUCCCUAAAUAAUUUUUGAUCAUCGUUUAGCCUGAGGUAGAGAGCAUUUCUCUGUGAUAUAAAAUAAAUUAUUUAACUGAAUGAUUAAUUUCAUGGUCUUUAAUUAUUCAAUGGCACAAGAUUCUGCUUCUGUUAUGUGUGUGUGUGUGUGUGUGUGUGUGUGUGUUACUUUUAAUAUAUCCAGCUCUCUUCCCUCCAGCAGUUUUCCACUUUUAAUUUCUGUUCCCUGUCUGGCUAACAGGCCAUUUUUAUUUAACAGCUCACUUUCAACUUUUUCCUCCAAGAGAUCACUGUGCUUUUAGUAUUCUCCUUUGGCUUCUUUUUGCCUGCCUUUUUAAAUGUUUCUCUACACUUGCGUCUCAUCUCCCCAUCCUAGGAAUGACAUGCCAGGCGAGGACGUCUUACACUGAAGAUGAAGUCUUGUGGGGCCAUCGUUUCCUCCCCGUCAUGUCACUGGAGGAGGGUUUCUUCAGAGUCGACUACUCCCAGUUCCACAACACAUUCGAGGUCCCUACGCCUCCAUACAGCGUCAAAGAGCAAGAGGAGAAGUCCUCACUGACGUCACCCAACCCUCUCCCUGUUGCACCAACCCCCAACUCCCCUCCAUUGGGUAACGGUGGCCGUGGAGGCCGCAGGGAAAGGCUCCUGUCUGCUGAUUGUGUAGAUCAUGCAGAGGAUCAGGCCACCAGGCUGCCCAGCAAGCUCCAACGCAUGAGCUCCACCAGGGAGGAGCUCCUCUGGAAGGGGCUGAAGACUGGGCCACCCUUGCCAGGGGGCAAGGCCUCCAGCACAGGAGACCUUCCACUCAGUAUUCAGAGGCUGAGGUCCAGCUCGAUCCCAGUCGUGAGGCAAGGACAGCCAGAGGAGCAGGUCCAGCUGCUGUCCUUGGAUGGAGAAGCAGAGGAGGGGGAGUUGGAGAAACACAGACUGCCAGCGGCAAUUAGCUCCAUUGCUGCUCCUGCCCCUACACAAGUCCAGAUCCCUUUGGUUGGGAGUCGGCCAGAGGACAACCUACCACCCAAACUGCGUAGAAUGAAUGCUGACCGCUGACUUCUGCUGCAACUUUUAAGACUUUAAAUAUUCAAAAAACUGAAUCAGGCUUAAUGGGCAUUGCAUAUAAAAUGAAAACUACUGUGAUAUACUGGAAGUUUAUUUUUUCCUGCAGAUUUUGACCAGUAUUUUACCUUUACUUACGGGCUCUCUACUAAGUUGUCUAUAGCCACAAAUAGAAGGACAACACCAAUAAGCCAUCCAUCCGCUCAUACUGUGAGUCGUUUUUGAUAGAUCACCAUCUGUGCCCCCCACUGACUUCUCACACUUCUGCCCUUGUGCUUGUUUCUUUCACUGCUAUUUACUGAGUUGCAUCAAAGACUUUAUAAAAACCCAAACCACCACCGUUUUUAACUUAUAAAGUACCAAAGUGGCGGUCAUAAAUGAGACUGACCUUUAUUGACCAUUUGCUAAACCCUUUCCACAAACAGCGAUAGUCCAGUGAUUAUCUGGAAAGUACUAUAACUACACACAGCAGGUCUUUUACUCAAUAGAUUUUACAACAGUCUCAAGAUCAGCAAAAAGCGUCUCAAUGUGCAAUUUUAGCAGAAUUCACUUUCUAAGGAACCUUUAUGAAUAAUACUAAAUAGCAACGCUGGAGUCUCUGGUACUGAUGAAGUCUAUUCUUCACUCGCUCCAGGACUUUGCUUCUUUUCAUGAAGCAUUGUUUGCUUGUUGGUUCUUCGUAUGCCUGAGCUUCUUUUUGUUCAACCUACAACUUCAGUUUUGAAUUUUUGUCUUUUUCAAUGAAAUUGCUGUAGCAUAUGAGAUUGUUUGACUCAUGUAUAGACAAAUAAGCACUGGGUUUAGACUUGUAGGAUGUUUUUUUAAUUGGUUCAGACAGCAUUAGCCUCGGAGGCAACACUGACUGACAUAUAUACACAAGAGAGUCAGUGUUGCAAGCACGGUGCAUUGUGUAGGUGUUUCAAUUGGUUCAAACCAGUGCAAGGAUUGUUCAUAACCGGGGAUAAAAUAAAUGUUUAGUAGCUAUUUGUCUGGAGUCAGGGCAGGGAGCUUGGGGCACUGCUCUAGUCAAACCAGGAUGUACGGUCACACUAAUAAGAUGAUUGAUGAUUAUUAAAUAACAAGGAAGUGAGUCUGGUGACACAAAUCGUGGCACAUGCUGUCGUAGUAGCGUGAUUGGUAAAAUAUGCGAAAAGGGUGCAGUGAUUAAAAAAGUGCAUGAAGCAUUGACUUUUGAUACCAAGUUAGGCUCUAACAUGGGCAUGUAGGAGGCAGUGUUACAAUUUCUUUGCUUGCAGUGGCUCUCCUCCCAAUUUGUGAUAUUUUUUUUAUUAAAAGCAUGUAGAUUAAGAGUUUAUUUCUUUGAACCAGGCUGCAAAAUGUUAUGGUAUGGCUUACACUGUGUGUUUUCAUGCUUUAAAGUUAACUGCACAUGUCAACAUGGCUGAAAAAAGAGGUCUAUGAUGAGCACAUUUACUCUGUAGUGAAAUAUCACUGUGUGGGAGCUAAUCCUAGAACUAUUGCUAUCAGAGUGUACACUCACAUUAAAACCCCUGAGCUGCUCUUUUACAUUUUAAAUGCUUUGCUAGCCAAAUACGAUAGUUGGUUCAAAAAAUAAAGGGAUUUUUCAAAAAUACUGUAUUUUUCUUAAAUGAUGAAGUCAAGCAGCCAAAUAAAGCUUAAUGAAAAUGUAUUAAAACAAAACAAAAAAAAGCUGUUAGUUCUCACAUUUACCUUUUUCAAACUUCAGGUAGUAAAAUAAUUUGCAUUCCAUUCUGCUGUAGCUCAGCUUUUACGCUAACUUCUUACCUCUGUGACCUGUUAGCGUUAGCUGCAGUCUUCUAGCACAAAUAAUGUACUGUUAAUGUUCAUCAGAAUUUUACUUCUGACCCCUUUAACUUCAAUGUUAAUGGUCAAGCCAGAGACAUUUAAAAACUUAAUGGAAACUAGGUGUUGAAAAAAAAACAAUUAAGCUAAUAUUAGCUUAAUUAAUAGCUUAAGUAGCUUAAUAAGUUUGCAAACAUAAACCAGGCUAUAUUGGCAGUUUUUGGCUAGAAACAAGUCUACCUCUGUAUGACAUCAAAAAACACUUCUUUGUAAAUUUUUUAAAUAUUUCUGAAGUCAAUCUGCCCAAUGUCUUUGUGGAUAUCACACAAAAAGUGAGAAAUUUAGAGAUUAAUAAAUCUGGCAACAGUAAAGAAGGGAAGCAGGGCUUAACAAGUGGUCAAUUCUACAAAAGGGUAAAAAAUAUAUAUAUCAGAAUAACUCUGAAAUACUUAAUUUAUCACUUUUACUCAAUAUUUGAUUUUUUUCGAAUGCUUAUUUGUUUUGUAAUUUUACUAUAUUAAAAUUUUAACAAUUUUUACCUUUCUGCACUGUGGUUGCAUUUGCCUAGUUUAUGCUUAGGAAGUAAAAUAUGGCUAAACUUUGGACUUUCUUUAAUGGAGAGAUAUAUUAUUUAAAUGUAAAACAAAUAUUUGGGAAGGCAGGGAUGUUGAUAUCAGGAGACAUGUAUUAUUGCUUAGAUUACAAUAAGUUAUAUCUUUAUAUUGCAACUGCUGAAUAAAUAAUUUGGAAUCACA